Sphaerodactylus townsendi is the source of this 1492-nucleotide messenger RNA. RefSeq names its product interleukin 18 binding protein (gene IL18BP). The record is from RefSeq and is a predicted model, not a curated record. The transcript has 6 exons. NCBI's taxonomy places the organism in Eukaryota, Metazoa, Chordata, Lepidosauria, Squamata, Sphaerodactylidae. Gene Ontology annotation, molecular function: interleukin-18 binding. Bases 401 to 895 code for a protein of 164 amino acids.
UCCAGGAAAAGGCUAGGCGGGAAAAAAAGUUCUCCUUGGGCUGGGUUUUUUUUAUGUGUGCAGGAGGGUGGAAGGAAUAUUCAGAUUUUAUAAAUAGAUUAAAUGAAUGUAAUGAAAUGGCAGCUCCUUGCAAGGGACAGCUGAAAUAGGAACCGGGUUUUCACAAGACUCUGACAUAAUACCUAAAAGUGUCAUUAUGCAUUAAAAGUUCACAGAGAUCAACAUAAUUUAUUCUAUCAUUUGAAAGAGCAGUUGAUGAUAUAAGUUGAUUUUAUAUAUAUAUAUAGAAAAAAACAUAUCUUUUGACCACAAAGGAAAUCCCCUCCUUAGUCACACCUCUGCUAUAUAAGGGUUUUCUUCCCCUGCAGCUGAAUCCACUAUCUCCACCAGACGGCGGAAGAUGAAUUCAGCCCCAGGUCUCCGGUUCCAGGUCCAAGGGCUCCUCCUAGUCCUGCUUUGCGGCUGCAUCUACCUCCAAGGGACAGAUGCCAAAUGGCGCCCAUCUAUCAACUCCACCUGGGAAAUCCGCCCCUCCUUUGGGCAAAACUUCAGUGUCCCGUGCCAGGGCUCCUCAGCGUUUCGAACCUGCAGCAUAUACUGGCUGGCUAACGGCUCCUUCGUGGAAGAGUUGUACCCAGAUGGCGCAGUGAGAGAGGAGGAAGCCAGAGAAAUAAGCCACGGGCCCGGCCGCCACCACCUCCUGUCCCGGGAGCUGGUCUUUCACGCCUUCUCCAAGCGGGACCUGCGCACCACCUUCAGGUGUGUCAUUCUGGACCCAGCCGGGGCUGCUCAGAAGACCCUCACCUUGCAGGUGGGGCCCAGGAGAGCAGGUGGGGCCCAGGAGGUGGGGCCCAGGAGCGGAGAGAGUGGCAGCGGAAUACCUGAGGAGCCUUGAGGCGGAGCUGCAGGGCUGCCCAGGGACCGGCUUGAUGGCUCACGUAGCUCCACCAUCGGAGACACUCAAGCGACGAGGAAGAGGCUCGGUCGUUGCUGUGAGCUGCCAGUCAGCCUAGUUUGCUUCCAGGCGUUCCGGCAAAGGAUCUCCCACCGACACACACCCCUUUCCCAGCCAUUUGGGCCCCCUCCUCCCCAAAACCGCAGCCACCAUUUACACUGCUCGUAAGACAGAGAACAGACAGAGUGUCGAAGGCUUUCACGUCCGGAAUCACGAGGGUGUUGUGGGUUUUCUGGGUUGUGUAACCAUGCUCCGGUAGCACAGGAGCACAGCCAUACAACCCGGAAAACCCACCACACCCUACAGACUGAUCAUGUGUGGUAAAAGCGGCAGGCGUUUCAAGGCCACUCGCAGCCCCGAACUCCACGCUGGAUUGUUUUGAAAUAAAACCUAUUUACCAUCUCCGAUUUGAACGCGUGGGAAAACGUUGCUGGCUGUUGUGUCCUCUACACUGGGAGCUUAUUCAGAAAAUGUAUCUGUGCUGCCUUUGAAGGAACCAGAAAAAAAUAAAAUUAUUCCAGAAUGUCAAAUAUAAAA